Xyrichtys novacula (pearly razorfish) is the source of this 11212-nucleotide messenger RNA. The record is from the annotation of a GenBank genome assembly. Lineage: Eukaryota; Metazoa; Chordata; Actinopteri; Labriformes; Labridae.
GACCCGAGAGCUAGCGAUGCUAAGCUAAGUGUCGCUAGCUACCGGGAGCGGACAUGUUGAACCGACCCUUCCCUGAAUAAACAUCGCUGUGAGCGGGGAACCGGGAGUGUAGGGGACGACCUGCAGCGUUGAGCAAUCAUGGACGCAGUAAACGCCUUUAACCACGAGGUAAGCCGUCGUUAGGGCUCACAGACACCCCGAAGACACCGAGUCUGGGGUGCUGGUCAUGGUGCUGGGAUACACUGAAGAGCUAGCUGAGCAGGACGGACCAGGCAGUGGGCCUAGCUAGCUGGACUUGUCCAUCGUACCAGGCUUUGAGUUUGCUGAGUUAGCGUGUUGGAGCAGUACUUGCAACAACCCUUCAUGCUAUAACUCAAACAAAAGAUACGGAUUCAUGCUAGAGAACAGGUUAACCCAAAGACAGUAGAUUCACAACAGUGAAGUCUUCCUGCUGCAUGAAGUUCAGACACUCACGAUGGUGUUAGCUGAUGGGAGCAUGGGAUCAACAUUUGUGAUGGUUUUGAUGCUCCUGCAACAAAACAGCGAGCCAGAUCAGUGUGACUAGGAUAUUUCAGCCCUGCAAGCUUGUAAAUACGAUGUUCCUAGCAGUAAAGACGACAAACCGUGUUUCUUUAGAUGCUGUCAGCAGGGAGAGACACCUGUGUUUGUAUCACAAGUUAGUCCCACUACAUAUACACCGACUGGUCAUAAUCAUAUUGGCAACCUAAUGCAAUCCAAUACAUAAAGUCUACUAUAAAUUGUAUUCAAAUUGAUAGUAUCUGUUGUAGUGGGUGUUGAUGGUGCACUUUAUAGAAAGCUGGUUUGAUAUUUCGAGUCCCUCCUGUUUAUUAAUAGAUGAACAAAAUAUAAGGAACACCUCUCAAUACAGCACACUCCAGUCCACCUCCACCACCCACUACGUCUUCAAUAAUAAAACCCAGCUGUAGUGUAUAGUCAUGCUUAUUUGUUUAUAAAUGUUAACCACCAUUCUUUAUGGUCAAAUGAGACAGAAUGUACAGUAUGUCAUGGAUACUGCCAUUGGACACUUUAUUAAUAGCACACAUUCAAACCGCUGAUAUCUACAAGUCUGAUGCCAGGCUUUUUUGAUAAGAUUACAGGAAAUCAAUAUCCAACACAGCCUUUUAGAUGCAGCGUCAGCAUCAGUCAGUCAUGAACCUCAUAAGAUUUAUCCUGUCUCUCUUUGCACCAUGCUGUAGCAAGGCCUGAUAUACAGUUGAAGUUAUUAUCAUACAGUGUGUCAGCCUCUUGAAUCCUAACGUCAAAAGUAUGACAUUUUAAGGUACUGAAUCAGUUGCCAGUUGGGACACUGUGCAUGCUAAAAUUUUAACAGAUUGUGACCAACUAAUAAGUAAGAAUUAGAUGCAUUAAUUGCCUUUUGCCACAUAAUAAAGGGUUAUCAACCCAAUACUUAAGAGUCAAUGGUCCCAUAUUUGAAUUACUGGACAUUUAGCUGUUUAUGAAAUUAUAAGAAUUAAAAUCUUGAGGAAAUACCUUCUUUUUUUUUGUUAUACCGUGACUCUCUUAUGCCUGUACUCAUUAAUUAGCUUGUUGUGUUUCACAUUAUAUGUUAUUCUGGUGUGUAAAUUUGUGUACUGCUUUCGUUGUAUCUUAAUAUCUACAUUUUUGUGCGCUUCUAUAAAACUAGAUGCCAUACAUUCAACUCCUACUGCUACCUGUCAAUUCUGACUGCAGUACACCAGUUCAUGUUCUGUAUUGGGACUAUGUUUAACUCCAUCACCUAUAUUGUAUGAACAAAUUCAGUUCAAUUAAUCUGAUACCCACUCUGUUUCUAGCUAUUUUCACUGAUGGACUCUAAGCCCCCGAUCUCUCGAGCAAAGAUGAUCUCCAUCACCAAAUCAGCCAUCAAAGCUAUGAAAGUAAGCUUGAUUCUGUUAGAGCUGUUUUUCAUGUUUCAGAAAUAUAUUUGAUUGAUAACUUACCUGCUCGCCUCUUUCUUUAUCAGCUCUACAAACACGUGGUCCAGAUUGUGGAAAAGUUCAUCAAAAAGGUGAAACAAACCUGCCAAAACACAGUUCUUAUCGCACAGUUUCGGCUCACCAAACAUAAAAUGAACAUAAGCGUGUCUCCUUUUGCUCUGUCCAGUGUAAGCCUGAGUACAAGGUAGCAGGCCUGUAUGUGGUGGACUCCAUUGUAAGGCAGUCGAGGCAUCAGUUUGGAUCUGACAAAGAUGUGUUCGGCCCGAGGUUCACCAAAAACAUCACAGGAACCUUUGAGAACCUCUGCCUUUGCCCAGUCGAGGAUAGGGUAAGAACUGAGCGAGUUCUAGAAAUUUUGUCGUGAUAAGUGUAUCUGAAUUUAAAGGGUAUAUAAAUACAUAAUAUCUCAAUACUGUUACAUUUCAAUCAGUUUUCUGUUUCUCUACCUCAUUCAUCUGUUUACUUACCUUUUUUAUUUCCCUUCACAGAGUAAGAUUGUGCGGGUGUUGAACCUGUGGCAGAAAAAUGGGGUGUUUAAGAUUGAGGUCAUUCAGCCUCUUUUGGACAUGGCUGCUGCUUCUGGCAGUGCUGCUGCACCUUACAUGGGCACAGAUGAGCCAGGUAAUUUGUACUAUUUAAUACACGGGGUAGCUUUGACUCCUGUGUGUUCAUGAUAUUCUUAUUACAUACAUUUAUAUAGACUCUGAAAGUUUAUUUAACAGGAUUUGUUUACUUUUGAGGGUUGUUACUAGAUUGUAUGUUUAGUAUGUAAAUGUGAAAUUGUGGUUUUUAUUACAUAAUGUCAAUAAUUUGAUUAGUGUUUGCUGAGGUUGUAGUAGUGGGGGAUUCUGUUAUUAACAUGCUGUAUUUCCACCCUUAGGUUUAUCCCCACCUCUAGCCAAAGAGCCAGUUACCGCGGUAACAGCAAACUCCACCACUACUCCUGCUGCUCAGCUGCAAAACUCUGAUGCCUUUGCUGCCGUAGCGCAGCUCUUUCAGUCCUCACAGGGUCAACAGGUGCGCGUUCACACAUUCAGGAGGCCUCUCUUUGCUACCGCAGUUGUUGAUGUUGUAUAAUUGCUUCGUACACACACUGUAGGCUCUCGCUAAUGACUCUUCUCUGACUCUUUCAGCUUCAACAGAUGCUCCAGAACUUUCAACAGCAGCCGAUGAAGCCUGAUACCAACACUCAGCUUCCUCUCCACACCACUCAAACACAGCCUCAAAAUGUUGCCACAGGCCUGGGCAUGGGGGCCACGCAACCUCCCCUGCCCGCCCAACCUACCCAGCAGAAGUCAGCUUUUGACAAGGUGGCUUUUUGUUUGUUUGUUUGUUUCAGUCUUUGUUGCGUGUAAAAGCAUGGUAGAAACUUGAAAGUAGCUCAUGAAGCUACAUGAUGAAAUCAUUUUGACCAUGAUGUAAAACCACCAAAAUAAUGUUAAUAUCAGACUUAUCAUAUUGUGUGCAAAAAUACAGAUAUUUGCUUGUAAUAUUGGUGCUUUUUAUUUUGCAAGUCUGUAACAGUACUUUUGAAAAGCGCCACCAUCAUCACCCUUGUUCCCUUAUUGAUCCCACAAUGGUGUAAUAUUGGUGUAUCUGUAUGAGAUUUUACAUUACGUAAUGUGAUUGUGGAAGUUCAAAAGGAGAAGUUUCACAUACACAGUCCUAUAGAUUAAAUGCACUUUCUAAGACAUUCAGAACCAUUUCUGCAUUUGUCACAAGCGUAACUCUUCCUUUUUAGAAGCUGCUGGAUCGUUUCGACUACGACGACGAGCCAGAAGUCUCCGAAGAAGCGAAGAAGGAUGAGCUCUCGUCACAGCCCUCCUUGUAAGCCUUUUAUUUAUUUCAUCGAUUACAUCAGCUUUGCACUGACAUUCAAUGGGAAGCUCAUGGUGUACUUCUGUCAUUAGUAUGCAGCAACCUCCAGCCAGUCUGCCGCACAUGGAGCACUUUAAACCUCAUAUGAUGAACAUGUCACAAGACCUCUCACAACAGGUAAUUAAAAAUAAAGCCGAUGUUGUUUUAGCAACCAAAAUUUUCGAUUGUUGUACAACUAUUAAAGCCUUACAUGAUGUUUGACUAAUUUUAUAAGAACUGUCCAUUGUUUUUGUUCAAAUUGUGAUCCUUUAUAAAAGAGGCACUACAUGUAAAAGAAAAAAAUAAUGAUUGCAAGAAAAAAAAAAUAGUUUUCACAAGAAUACUCUUAUAAGAGCUGCACAUGUUUUGUAUUUAUUCUGGUCAACUCUUCCAGGUUCCUCUUCCACCAAACGGCCAGCUCCAGGCCUACGGUUUACCACCAGGACAAGGUUUCCCAGUUAUGAUGCCUCCCAUGGGGCAUGCUUUACCAGGGCAGCCCCUCCCUGGUUCGACUGGGCCUCCGGGCUUCCCCGGAAUAUUCCCUCCUCACAAUGCAGCCCAGCAGCAACAGGUCAACUUAAGUCUUUGAACAAUCAAAGGACAUGUAAAUCUAAACAGUAACUUAUAUAGAGUCGAGUCAGUCAUGAGGCAAAAGUAAAAAAGGUUUUACAUUUGUGUUGAAUUCAAAUCUUAUGGCAAGAAAUUUGGUUGUUUUUUUAUGUGUAAAAUCAUGAAACUGUAACUUUCAUACCAUGUCAGGAUUUGUCAAUGGAUAUGGACCGUUCAUCUCUGAGAGAUGGCAGGCGGCGGUCGCACUCAGGCUCCAGGUAAAUAUCUGAACUAACCCCUAACUACCUAAUGCGAAUAUGAAAUUCACUCAUCAUCAUCUGAAGUGCAUUUUCCCUGUAUUGUAUUUUUUAUUUUAUUUUUUUCGUCUAGGUCGCCAAAGCGGAGGCGGUCGCGAUCAAACUCCCGCACACGGCGAUCCAGGCACAGACGAUCCCGCUCGCGCUCCAGAGAGCGCCGUCACCAUUCUCCACGGUCGCGCUCACAUGAGCGCAGGGAGAGGGAGAAAGAGAGGGAGCGGCGACAGAAAGGCCUUCCACCAACCAAGAACGAAACACUUAGCAGUGAGUCUUGAUGUGUUUACACUCAUGUUAACUCAACCCGACAGAUUCAAGCGAAUGAUGAUCCAUCACUAUCCUUAACCCUUAAUCAUGUUUUAUGACUCUAACACUUCUUUUCCCUUUUCUCUGUCCCAUUAGUUGCUAAUAUUUUUGCAACAUAAGUUCUUUAUCAUCUGACCUUGAGUUUCUGUCCUUAAGUUUGUAGUACGACUCUCUGGGUUGGCCAGUUGGACAAGAGAACAACACAGCAAGACGUUGCCUGUUUAUUGGAGGAGUUUGGGCAGAUAGAGUCCAUCAAUGUAAGUGAAGUGGAUUGAUCCACAAUCUUCUGUGUCUGUAACAAACAUAUUUGGACUUCUGGACUAUUUUUUCUUAAUAUAGGUAGUGAUUUUAUAAAACUUAAACCAAAAACAGCUAAUUGUUACUGAUUUGUUGUCAAUAUUUAAUGCUUAUUUUUAGUGAGACUAUCCUUUUCUCAAUCUUUGAUCAAUUUAGUACCAAUCUACACUUAUUACUGAUCACAAUAUCAUUUUUUUUUACCCCUAUAUGUUUGUCCUCGUCUUCUGUUUAGAUGAUCCCUCCGCGCGGCUGUGCCUACAUCGUCAUGAUACACCGGCAGGAUGCUUUCAGGGCUCUGCAGAAGCUAAGCAGAGGAUCUCAUAAAGUUAACCAGAAAACCAUUAAGGUGAGCAGGCUGCACAGACUGCGAAACAGAAGAGCCAUUCAGUGUAGAGGCAAACAGUGAUUUAAUCAGAAGUUCUGUUUUGAUUCUUGCUCAGAUUGCUUGGGCUCUGAACAAAGGAAUCAAGGCAGAGUUCAAACAGUACUGGGACGUGGAGCUGGGUGUCACCUACAUACCUUGGUCCAAGGUCAGGGAGGCUCAGGUAGAGGAGCUGAAAGAAGGAGGAAUACUGGAUGUGGACACUCUGUCACCAGGUAAAGGGCUUUUAUCUCAAACAGUACACAUUACAGUGUACGUGGCAGCCUGCGUCAGGACUAAAUCUGAAUGUUGUCUCGUCUUUUUUAAGAGUGGACCACAGUGAGGAAGGCUCUAAACCUCCCAGAGGAACUGACACAUAACGGCAGGUCAGAGCCACAGCAGCCUGAAGAGACCCAAAUGAUACCUGUAGUGUCAGUGGCUCCUCCUUCACAGGUAAGAUGUUCCAUCUGUGUAGACUUGUUGAGCUUGGUAAUGUCACUUUAAAACAGGUAGUAUGUAUAGAGUAACUGCCUGUCGUGGCUGCACAGGGUUUUUCCUAGUUCAGAAUGUAGCCUAUGGUAAAACCUCUCAUGCUGUGUUCAAGCAAAUAGUUUUCACCAGCAUAUAUUUCAAAAAGGACAAUCUCACAUUCAGUUUUCUUUUAUGACAAAUAAACCGCUUAUCUCUUGGAAAUCAUUCUGAGGUAUGAAUUAAUUUUUUUUUUCACAACAUCAAUAAUUUCCUUUGAAUAAAUUCUCAGGUCCCUCCAAUGCAGCAGCCACUGGUUGGUGUGGGUCCCCUCCAGCCUCCUGUCUUUCCAGGUCACAUAGGCGUGCCUCCACCCUCCUUUCCCCCAGGCGUCCCUCCUCCAUUCAUCAGACCUGCCUUCAACCCCUUGCAGAUGCCUCCAGGUAGCACCUUUUGUCAGCUGCCAUCAAACCAUUCUUCACUGGAUCUGAUGCUGUUUUUUUUACUUGAGUUAGAGUUGGAUGUUGUAGUUGGACUAAUCUUCACGUCUCGUUUUCUCUCCCAGGUUUUCCUCUUCCAGGUUCUAUGCCUCUAGGUCCUCCUCCUCCCUCUAAAAGUGGAGCUGAAGACCAGCCUCUGGACCCUGCAGGUUUGGGCUGCAGAAAAAAUGACGAGGGACUUGAGGGUCCCAACAUCUUUAACAACCAGAUGGGUCCUAUGGGUCAGUCACAUGUGCAGUUUCCCUCCCUAAACCUUUAAAGUGUCAUUUACUUCAGUUCAAAUAUUACACUUCUCGCUCUUUUCCUAAGAUCACACCUGUAUGUUGUUGUUCCCAUCAGGUAACCAGCUUGGUGGACCUCUUGGUUCUCUUCAAGGUGUUCCACCCGGGAAUAUCCAACCCCAGGCUGGUGGUCUGCUAGGGGCACGCCCUGGCAUAAUCCCUCUGCAGCGUCCCCCUGUUCUUCCACCUCCACACAUGCAGCGUUUUCCUCCACCUCAUGGACCAAGACCUCCUCAUCCCAGCAUGCCACCAAUGCCCCCACAGAUGCUGCCCAGAGGGCCACACCCUCAAAUUAUGCACCAUGAACCCCCCUCACCCAAAGGAGGCUUUGGGAUGCUCCCUCCUCAUAACAUGAGGGCCCCUUUCCCUCCACAUGGGCAUGGCCCCUCUCCUCAAGGUCCUCCUCCUGCUUUUAUUAGACCUGGGGGUCCUCGUGGUCUAGAGGGGCCAGAAGAAAUGGAUGGCAGACCAUUUAGGGGCGAAAGGCCUGGAUUCAGGGACCGAGAGCCAGAGAGGGACAGAGACUGGGAUCGGGACAGAGAUAGAGAGAGGGACCGAGGUUUUGGUGGUGGAAGGCGUCCAUUUGGUGACGGUGGUAGAGGAGGAGGUGGUGAUAGAAUGGAUGGGAGGGACAGACUCGGAGGCUGGCAGGACGAUGGAGGCGAUCACCGGGGAGGAGGAUGGGACCGCGAUCGGGACAGGGACAGGGACCGUGACCGGGACAGAGACAGACGGGACUGGAGGGAGAGAAGAAGCAGUCUGGACAGGGAUAAGGAACGAGGGAGGGGGGAUGAUGGGGAGAGGGACCGAGGGAGGGGGGAGGGAGGAGAAAGAGGUAGGGGAGAGGGAGGGAGUCGUGAUAGAGUGAGGGCGGCUGAAGGAAAAGAAAAAGAAGGGGAAAGGCCAAGGCGGUCAGAACGGCGAGAAAGGACCACACGGUGGGACAGGGACGAUCGACUGGCCGAACUGGAAAGCAUGGACAGAUUUCGGACUUCCAACAGCACAGAGCAACCUCGUUUGACUCCUGCGGUCGCCACGGAGAAAGAACCUAGUGGGGAAGCCCCCCAAAAGAAAGUAGAACUUUUAGCUCCUUCAUCGGAAGUAACUACUGCUGCAGAAGAGCCAAAGCCUUCUGAGCCCUUACCUUCAGCUCAAAGUGAGCUUACAGAAACUAAACAGGGAGCUGAAUCAUAGACCACUGCUUCAGUCAGAGACUGCUCCACUGAGACGUAAAACAAAUACACACACACAAAAAAUAUGUUUUUCACUAAAAAACCAGCCAACAAUUUUGAGGUUUCCCAAGCAGUUAACUCAUUCCUUCAAUCAUAUUUCUCCCUCGUUUCAAACAUAGAUUUGUUUUGAUUAAUGCGAUGUCUUGCAUGUUAUCAUGUAAGAGCAGAGACGCUUCCCGCACGAUUUAGCCAGGUUUGGUUGGAGUACAUAUGCAGCGCCAAGGUAUUUGUCAAACUUUCCUUUUUGUACUACCAGCUUCAAACAAUGCUGAUAUGGUCUGUAGAAAGAUACAUGAACUUAUAAGUAAAAGCAACAACAUCUUUUAAAUACAUCAUGGACAUGAAAGUUGAUAUGAAUUGAUUUUAUUCACAAUCUCAUAAACAGCCUGCAUUUGUUUCAAGUGAGUGUCUAGACUAAGUAUUAACAAAUGAAUAUAGAAACAAGACCAGACUUUUGAGUUAUUAAGGCCAGUAUCAAAGGAAGUCCAGUGUAAAGUGAGCUGGCGGCAGUAGCACCUGACAUGCAGCCUGUGUGGUCACCGUGAUGGUAGGAGACCCAGCAUUCAGAAAGGCAGCUGUCACGCGCUACCCAGUCGUCUGGUGUCCCCUUUGGCAUAAUAGGCUUACCACCAUUGAAUUUGAACCACAUGACCACUUAUUGGUCUGUAUUAAAAAACUGGCUGUCAACUCCUUCCUGUAAGUAUUUAGAUUUAACAAAGUUCUUGCAUGUUCCAGACUUGUCCAUCUAAGCUCUGCUUUUAAGUUUUUACUUUGUUGAUGUGCAGUUGGAGAGAACAAGUGGUUCCUUAUUUGACUCCUAACCUCGAGUGUGAUAGCAGGAACUCUGACAAGUUUAAUGUGGUAUUUUUUUAUUUCUCAUUUGCCAAGAUAUCCUGUUUCAUAUUUCCUCAAACAACUGGUCAAUAAUAGAGGGACGUCUAUUUUUCUUCAUUAUUAGAAUCUCAUUGUCAGCUCUACAUUGUACUUCCACGUCCAACCAUGCAACAUUUUAAAAGGACAACAUAAGGCUCAAGAUCUUAGAACAAGAUAUUGGUACCAGAAGGGUUCUGGUGUCUGUUUAUAGUCCAAGUACUACAUACCAAAUACACUUGAAAGAUCUGGACUCCAUUUAUUUGUAACAAGCUUGUAACACUGGAACUGAUAGGAAACCAAUUAUUCUCACGAGGCCUCUGAAUACCAUCUUUGCAGUCAUAUUUUUGAUUGAACUAGAAUUUCCAGAUUGCUAGUCAAGUAUAUACACUCCAGUCACUCUGUUAUAAUGAAGUAAAUCAAGAGUGCUCCACACACUUUGAUGAUACUGUACUCAUUUAAAUGUCACUUUUGUGGUAAGGAUUGUCAUUGGGAUCUUUUAAUUCUGUUUGUCAUAGUAAAACAAAAAUAUUGGGCAUAAUGAAAUAAUGACGAGUCCAGUACUUGAAAACCAACAGUUUUUUUUUUUUAUUUAAUUACUGUCCGAAGUGCAUUUUUGUGCACAAUAAUUGACAGUACGAGAACACGUCCAUGUGAAUCUCCCUCAUGGAAGAGAAGUCAAAUCAUCAAAAGUGGGCUGAAAUGCAUAUAAAAAAAUUUGUACACUAUUUGUCAAGAAAUUGAUUUAUAUUUAGAUGUGCAAAAACUGUUUCAAACCGCAGACAGACAAAGAAAAUGUUAUUUUUUAAAUCUCAGCUUUUUUUUGUAAGUGUCACACCUUGGCCUGAAUGUGUAAAUAUCUUGUUUUUCUGUAUACUGUUCUGCAGAACCUUUUGAAGAUCCAUCCAACACAUGAUUAUGAACGAGUACUGUACAAAAAAAGUGCAAAAAUUCAGGUGUGAGUGAUUUUUUUUUUUAAAUAAACACAAACCGGCUCAGUGAGCUUUGUGUUUAUGGGGUUUGUUCUUUAUUCAGUGUGUAUCAAAGGAAGAGGGAAAAUCUUUCAGAUCGCACCAAAAAGCUUUCCAUUUGUGUCAUCACGUACAUCAGUCAGACAGGGAUCUAACUGAGCUUUGGCAACACCCCUUAGCUUAUUUUUCUCAUCUUUUAUAAACAGCUUGAACUUGGUUUCACUCAAGACAUACUGUAUUCUUUCAGUCCAACUAUUUUUUAACAAAUUAAAUACUUAAACUUUGAAGCAGCAAGGACAAACCUCUAGAAAUGAAGUGUUGCUUGGGAAAUACUGCUGUAAAUAUGCUUUCAUCACUGCGUUUUGAAAGGUGUAAUGGAAACUUGUUUGUUAUCUGUAAUUUGAUUAUCCAGGAGAAACAUAGAUUGGACGAAGACACGGAGGCCCCUCGCUUUACAUUUUUUUAAACUCCUCGUGGUUUGAAAGUUCACAAAUGUUUCUAUGGUUUGUUUAAAACUCAAAAAACAUGGAAAUAAUAUCUUCAAUAUCUCAGCCAUAGGAAAUUGAUUUUAAUAAACUAUUUUUGUACCAAAUCGUUCUCGUUGGUGAACUGAUUUUUUUAUGCUCAGAUCGGAGAACAGCACCCUCUGGUGAUGGGCUGCAGUAUAGGUCAUAAACCCUGCCUCCUCUGGCAAAGCUUAUGGAGCUGUGGACAAAUUUUACAAAUUAAUUACACAGAAUAUCACUUUUUCUCCUCCUUGCUUGCGAGGUUGACAUGUAGUAAGACUGUAAGAAUGGUUUGUGCUCAAGUCCUUUUUUCUGUUCAGCUCCGUUUUUAAAAGUUAUUAGGGGGUUUAUGGUUUCUACGAUUGACACCUGAUACAGCCUGUGGGCGUACGAAGAUUGCGUAGCUCACCUGGGGAUACGCUGUUUCAGCCGAGCAUCAUCACAGCGACACUCUCCCACUGAAUGCGUACAAUGCUACUGCGCAAUGUUGGUUUCAGGAAAUGAAAAAUCGCGGAAAUACAGAGAGCUUUUCAGCUUCAAAUCCGUAUACUGGUGGAAGACGGAACUAGGUUGUCCGUAGUAUAUACAGUCUAUGGUUAUAUUGCACUAAAGAUGUUUGUAUGAUACCUGAUACUUUGGUUGUUUUCCUAUCAUCCAUGGUUAAAAUAAAAAAAUUAAAUAAUUAAGCAGAUUUUGUGGUCUAAACUAAUAAUUUCCCAAUCUCACUGGUAUCCAUCCCAAA